Molecule: messenger RNA, 939 nt
Organism: Bombyx mori (domestic silkworm)
Lineage: Eukaryota; Metazoa; Arthropoda; Insecta; Lepidoptera; Bombycidae
Exons: 1
Coding region: 1-939 (312 amino acids)
Source: RefSeq, a predicted model, not a curated record
AUGAGCAAGUCAAGAGAUAGUGAAACUACCGACAGUGGUUCCACAAAAACGCAAUUAGAGACGAGAAACGUCACCACCCGUCGAACAAAGACGAAGCGCGUUUCCAUGGACCCGGAUCCACAGACGUCAUUUGACGUACGAAAAUUAAAUUUUAAAGUCCCAACAUUUUCACCGGACGAUCCUGAGAUUUGGUUCGCAUUACUUGAAGGACAGUUCGAAAACUUCGGCAUAACUGACGACCAUGCGAAGUUCAACCAAGUAAUUACGAACUUGGAUAUCGUGCACGCCAAGGCCGUCAAGGAUAUUAUCGUUAACCCUCCUGCAAGACACCGGUACGAUAAGGUGAAAUUCGAGCUCAUCAAGCGUCUCACCGCCUCGCACGAGAACAAGGUCAGGCAGCUGCUGACACAUGAGGAACUGGGUGACAGGAAAGCAUCCCAAUUUCUCCGACACCUGCAAGAUUUAGCAGGACCGGAUGUUCCAGAGGAGUUCCUGAGGUCGAUUUGGAGCAACCGGUUACCGCCCAGCAUCCAGACAGUACUGGCAUCGCAGUCGUCUCAGAGGCUGGAGGACUUAGCAGAACUGGCAGAUCGCAUACAGGAGAUAACGUCCCCACCUCAGCUUGCAGCAACGUCGGCGCAGGUUGUAGAAACGGGCAGCACUGGACCUGGCAGUACCGUAUCGGGCGAAAUCGCUGAGCUCAGAAAAAUGGUCGAGCACCUCGCGCUCAAACUCGAUGAGCACACCCGACGGUCCCGGCACCCUCGUAGAACCAACCCGCCGCAGCGACGCCGGUCAAACUCGCGCAGUUCAACUCGUUCAGCUUCAAUGUACCGCCGCUUCCCAAUUUGUUGGUACCACUCCAAGUUCGCGUCGAGGGCACACAAAUGCCAAAAGCCAUGUGACUACAAGUCGGGAAACGCAGCGGGCAAUCAGUGA